AUGAACUCGGCGACUCCUCGAGUUUUAUUCUUUCACGGUCUCGAGUCAGGAGUCAAUGGAAAGAAAUCUCGAUACCUAGCUGAACAAUUUCCUAAUAGUUUUACUCCUAACCUCAAACCUUACUAUGCACUUCCAUGUUCUCUCUGGAAAGCAAUUGUGGCUAUUCAUCGUUUUAAACCGAAUGUUAUUGUCGGAAGCAGUUUCGGUGGAUUUAUAGCCAUGUUUCUUCUUCAAACACGAGUGUGGAAAGGCGAUACAAUUCUAUUAGCACCGGCAACAGGUCUCCUGUUCAAGAAAAGACUGUGGUUACCUGCAGACGAUCGAAACAAUAUUGUUAUUGUAGCCGGAGCAAAUGAUACAACUGUACCAUUGGACGGAUUAAGCAAAUUACAAAACUUAUCUUUGAAUAACGUGCAAUUUCUCAUCGUCGAAGACGACCAUCAAUUGAACACUUCAAUGAUUGAGCAAAAUCAAUUAAAAGAUUUAAUCAAUGCUAAUUAUCAGUCCUCGAUAACCAAUAAUACGAUCAACAAUUAUUUCGAUUGUACAAGACUAUGGCUUCGUUGCUUAUUAUCUCUGAUAGUAUCAUUUAUUCGAGAACCAUUGACACUCUAUCGCACAACUAAAAGACUCCGUGAAAUGUAUAAACCGGACUGA
Messenger RNA from Adineta ricciae, 657 nucleotides. The record is from the annotation of a GenBank genome assembly. Lineage: Eukaryota; Metazoa; Rotifera; Eurotatoria; Adinetida; Adinetidae.